UGGGAGAAGAAGAGGGAACGGUUUCAGCAUAGCAUUGUAAGUUGCCUUAACAGAAAAAGAUGCCCAAAGUACGUCGAAGUCGGAAACCUCCGCCUGAAGGAUGGGAAUUGAUUGAUCCAACACUUGACGAACUCGAUCAGAAAAUGCGAGAAGCUGAGACAGAACCGCACGAGGGAAAACGAAAAACUGAGUCCAUGUGGCCAAUAUUUAGAAUCCAUCACCAGAAGUCUCGUUAUGUGUAUGAACUGUUCUAUAGAAGAAAAGCAAUCAGUAGAGAGUUGUAUGAAUACUGUUUGAAAGAAGGAUAUGCUGACAAAAACCUGAUAGCAAAGUGGAAGAAGCAAGGUUAUGAAAACCUUUGCUGCCUCAGAUGUAUUCAGUGUAGAGAUACAAACUUUGGUACAAACUGCAUCUGCCGUGUACCUAAAGCCAAACUGGAAGAGGGCAAGAUUGUUGAGUGUGUCAUAUGUGGAUGUCGUGGGUGUUCUGGUUGAAGCCAAGAGAACAAGGAAAUAAUUUAGAUAUGUACGUAAUAACAAGAUUUUGCACAGAUUUUGGUUUAUACAUGGAUCCCUGAAAUGUAUAGAAUUACCUUCCUAUGCAUUUUUUCAUCUGUACAUGCCAAGUUAAGAGACCAACAGAGAUAAAUGGAAGCAUAGGCCCUGCUGGUUCAUUUCUUUAUUUUAUUACUCAUUAAGUUUGUGCCCAACAGAUGCCAUAUAUUGGUUUCCUUUGGUUGAAAAACAAUUCGCUCAGUCAUACAAAGGAAAUAAGUGUACCUAUACACAUCCUGUGUGCAUUGUCCCUUCCUUAGAAAAUGUAAUUUAUUUGAGCAAAAAGGUUAAACUGUUUUCUCAUGCCUGCAUUAAUAAUGAAGGCUUCUGGUAACAAGCUGGUUCUUUUUAAAAAUGGCUUUUGUCUAGUAAACACUCUGAAUUUCAUGGUCA
Stylophora pistillata is the source of this 947-nucleotide messenger RNA. RefSeq names its product protein BUD31 homolog. Gene Ontology annotation, biological process: mRNA splicing, via spliceosome. Gene Ontology annotation, cellular component: nucleus; spliceosomal complex. The record is from RefSeq and is a predicted model, not a curated record. NCBI's taxonomy places the organism in Eukaryota, Metazoa, Cnidaria, Anthozoa, Scleractinia, Pocilloporidae.